Molecule: messenger RNA, 4248 nt
Organism: Penicillium diatomitis
Lineage: Eukaryota; Fungi; Ascomycota; Eurotiomycetes; Eurotiales; Aspergillaceae
Gene: spt6
Product: chromatin-remodeling histone chaperone SPT6
Exons: 4
Coding region: 1-4248 (1415 amino acids)
Biological process (GO): nucleosome organization; mRNA transcription by RNA polymerase II; transcription elongation by RNA polymerase II
Cellular component (GO): transcription elongation factor complex
Molecular function (GO): nucleosome binding; DNA binding; histone binding
Source: RefSeq, a predicted model, not a curated record
AUGAGUCUUCGCGACCUGGUGGAUGGCGAAGCCGCGCUGGAUGAUGAGGAAAACGACGAGGAAGUUUCCGGUGACUAUGACGAAGAUGCCCGCGAUGGGCCCAGUACCGCCCGUCACUACAACGACUCCAGUGAGGAAGAUGAAGAUGAGGACGACGAUGAGGAUGCGGCGCGCGCCGUUCGGGAAGGUUUCAUUGUCGAUGAAGAUGAGGAAAUCGAAGAGCGCUCCCGGCGCAGGUCGGAGAAGAAACGACCUCGUGCCCGAGAGGAGGAACAUCUUGAUGAAGAGGAUCUCGAACUGAUAGGCGAGGUGGUUCCCGGUCUCGCAAGAGGCGCAUCGUCUGAUCAGCAAUCAAAAUUCAAGCGUCUCAAGCGAGGCCGCGAUCGCGAUACGCACCGUGGCCCGUCGCAGGGAAUUGACGAAAUGUUCGAUUCGGAUGAGGACGAAGAAGCCACCGCGCAAUACGGCCGACCCAGUCACCGUGGUGGCCGCCGACAUGAUGAGAUGGACGACUUCAUUGAGGAGGACACCUUCUCCGACGAAGAGAUGCAACGUGAGCGGGAUGAUCUCGAAGUCGCAGCGCCCCCGCGGGCGACCAUGCCGGGGCUAGCAGCUGCGGAGGUAGCCGGUCUGGAUGAAAACGCCAUGGAGGAUCUGCGCGCGGCGUUUGGUGAUGGUGAGGACUAUCGAUUUGCCUUGGACAUUGAAGAGCAGGAAGAUGAAGAGAAACAGGAUCACGACCGCAACCUUGAUCUAAAGGAUGUCUUUGAGCCGUCUGAAUUGGAGAAGUGGAGGUUGACGGACUAUGACCAUAUGGUUCGUCUCCAUGACGAACCUGAACGCCACCAGAUUUCCCGUGAGCCCUAUGCACAUGUGGUUCUGACCGAGGAUCAAUUCCGCGAGGAAGCAGUCUGGGUCGCACAGAUGAUGCUGCUUAAAAAGCGCAUUGAGCCGGACUUGCGAGAGCCCUUCCAACGGGCCGUGGCAAAGAUGCUGGAGUUCAUGGUCACGGAUGGUUAUGAGGUCCCGUUCAUUUUCCAGCAUCGCAAGGAUUACAUGAUCCAUGCGGUCAAAGAGCCGCUCAAUGGGGCGGAUCCUGAUGACGAGUCCGCUCAAUACAGUAUACGCGCCGAAAAGCUCUUGAACAUGACAGAUCUGUGGGACAUAUUCGAUCUUGAUUUGAAAUUCCGCGCUCUGGUGGACAAGCGUAAUGCCAUCCAACACACUUACCAGAGCCUCCAGGCGUCCUUUGACAUCAACGAUGCGAUAGCAGAGGAAUUGUUGGCUGCCGCUCAAUCCAUGGAAGAGCUCCAAGACGUACAGGACUACAUCCAUUUCCAAUACUCCUCGGAAUUCCGCGAUAUGUCGACAGUCAACGUUGAGACGCAGCGGCGCAAGGCCACCAACAAGAGCUUUUCGGAGCGGGUGCGCAGCGCCAAGGCUUACGGUCUCGUCCGCGCUUUUGGCCUCACUGCGGAUGCGUUUGCUCAAAAUGCGUCCAAGGAAGGCCGACGACAAUACACAGAAGAUCCCAGCGAGCGACCGGAGGAGCUUGCUGAUCAGCAUGUCGAUAGCGACUUUUCGAAUUCCGAUCAGGUCCUGAAGGCAGCCAAGACGAUGUUUGCCGAGGAAAUUGCGGCAAGCCCGAAGAUGCGCAAGGUGAUUCGUCAGGCAUGUUACAUGAACGGCGUGGUCGACUGCUUCCGCACCCCGAAGGGUCUUCGCCGAAUUGACGAGCAUCAUGUGUACUACGAGUUCAAGUACUUGCGCAACCAGCAACUCAGCGAUAUCGCUCGCCGUCCGGAAAUGUUCCUGCGCAUGCUCAAAGCCGAAGAGGAAGGUCUGGUGGAAGUCAGGGUCCGCUUCGAGAACAUUGACCAGUUCAAGCGACGCAUGUACGCCGACAUGGAGUCCGAUAACUACUCAGAAGUUGCGGAUGCAUGGAAUCGUCUUCGUCGUGACGUGGUAGAUAUGGCGCUUGAGAAGCUGAUUCAACUGAUGAAUCGCGGCGUGAAGGAGAAUGUUCGACAGGAGUGCGAGAUCCAUGUUAUCAAAGAAUGCCGGGACGCGUUCUCACAGCGACUGGAUCAGGCUCCCUACAAACCCAAAGGAAUGGUUCUGGGUACAGUACCACGGGCUCUGGUGUUGUCGAAUUACAAUAAUGUUCCUGGAAAGGGCACCAUUGCGUGGGCCUACCUCGAAGAAGACGGUCGUCUUCUGGAAUAUGGCUACUUUGAUGACAUAACUGUCGGAGACCCGGCUCGUGGCAUUAAAGAUGGAGUGGACGUCCCGAAGCUCCUGGACGUUAUUCGUCGCCGAAAGCCCGACGUCAUUGGAGUGGGCGGCUUAACGAUGGAGACUCGCCGGCUUCAGAAGAUGUUAAACGACAUUGUUGACCUCAAAGAUGUACGGGGUGCGCCUUACACCGAUGAAAAUGAUGAAGAGGUCAGCGAUCGUCUCGAGGUCGUCUUGGUCAACGAUGAAGCCGCCCGUCUCUUUCACAAAACGUCACGCUCCUACAACUUUAAUCCGCUUCUCAAUUAUGAAGUUCACUACACUUUGGCGCUGGGUCACUAUCUGCAAAGCCCAUUGAAGUCGUAUGCCUUCGUGGAUCCAGAUUUCAUAGCGCUUCCUUUGAAACCUGGUCAGGAGCUGGUCAACCAAGACUUACUGCUCACGCAUCUCCGCAGGGCCCUAAUUGACAUGGUGAACCUUGUUGGUGUCGACCUGAAUGAAGCUGUUCACGAUCAGAGGACAGGCAUGUUGCUCAGAUUCGUUUGCGGCCUGGGUUCACGAAAGUCAGAGCAUCUUCUGAAGGUCAUCAACAUGAACGGAGGCGAGGUGACCAAUCGCCAGGAACUGUUGGGUUUCAAUGUGCAAUACCCUGCGAUGUCCCCACUUGUAUGGAGCAAUUGCGCCAGUUUCGUCUAUCUUGAUUAUGAGACGUUAGAUUCGGACGCGGAUCCUUUGGACAACACGCGUGUGCACCCCGAAGACUACGAUAUUGCCCGCAAGAUGGCGGCCGAUGCUCUAGAACUAGAUGAGGAAGACAUCAAAGGUGAGACGGACGAUAAUGGUCCUGGGGCUAUUGUGCGCAAACUGUUCCGUGAGGAACAACAAGAUCGUGUCAACGACUUGAUUCUGGAGGAGUAUGCCGAGCAGCUGGAGAAAAACCUCAAUCAGCGCAAACGUGCCACCCUGGAGACCAUCCGUGCCGAACUGCAACAGCCAUACGAGGAGCUGCGGAAGCCCUUUGCUCACAUGAGCGCGGAUGAUGUCUUCACCAUGUGGACCGGUGAGACUGUGGACUCGCUCAAGGUGGGUAUGGUGGUGCCUAUCAAGAUCAAGCGGGUGUUUGAGGAUCACAUUGAUGCAAAGUUGGACUGCGGACUCGACGCGCUGGUCGCAGAGACGGAUCUCGGGGUGCCUUACGACACGUCCGUUCGAGAUGUCUACUUCCCCACUCAAACAUUGCCGGCCAAGAUCAUGUUCAUCAAUCGCAAGAGUUUCACCUGUAAUGUCUCCCUUCGCGAGGAUCAGGUCAGCAACCCGAUCCGCGACGGGCCAGACCGCGGCUUCGGUGAAUGGGAUGAGGCGCAAGAGCGCAAGGACCGGGAGUCAAUGAAAGAGAAGGGACAACAGGCCGAUCAGGCGCAGCGUGUCAUCAAACAUCCUCUCUUCAAGCCGUUCAAUGCGGCGCAAGCCGAAGAAUAUCUCGGCUCUCGCUCCCGCGGCGACGUGGUCAUUCGACCCUCGUCUCGGGGUCCUGAUCACUUGGCUGUGACGUGGAAGGUGGCGCAAGGUGUCUAUCAGCACAUUGAUGUCCUGGAGUUGGACAAGGAGAAUGAAUAUUCCGUCGGUCGCGUGCUGCGUAUCGGCGGCAAGUACAGCUACAGCGAUCUUGACGAUCUCAUUGUCAAUCACGUCAAGGCGAUGGCCAAGAAGGUUGACGAGAUGGUUCUCAAUGAGAAGUACAAGGAGGGCAGCAAGGCCGAGACAGAUCAAUGGUUGGAAACAUACACCAAGGCCAACCCACGUCGCUCGGCCUAUGCCUUCUGUAUCAAUCCUAAGUACCCUGGAUACUUCUUCCUCUGCUUCAAGGCAGGUGAACAUGCACGGCUCCAGAACUGGCCGGUCAAGGUGAUCCCACAAGGCUACGAGUUGCAGAAGAAUCCGUACCCGGACAUGCAGGCUUUGUGCAAUGGGUUCAAGUUGAUGUUUGCCAACAUGCAAGCUAGUCGACGAUAA